This is a messenger RNA of Schistocerca americana (American grasshopper), 6354 nucleotides long. Its product is annotated as ATP-dependent translocase ABCB1-like. Gene Ontology annotation, cellular component: membrane. Gene Ontology annotation, molecular function: ABC-type transporter activity; ATP hydrolysis activity; ATP binding. The record is from RefSeq and is a predicted model, not a curated record. The coding region runs from base 215 to 4123 and encodes 1302 amino acids. Gene Ontology annotation, biological process: transmembrane transport. The transcript is spliced from 23 exons. NCBI's taxonomy places the organism in Eukaryota, Metazoa, Arthropoda, Insecta, Orthoptera, Acrididae.
GGAAGACGCCGCCCGCCGCCUCCCGUGCUGCUCUGUUGGAAGGCAUCCAGAGCCGACGCCAUGCCGCGGCUUAUGUCCCAGCCUGCACGCGUCACACCGCCCACUAACCCUCUUCUUGACUCUACGUUUGGUGACAGAGAUCCAUCUCCGCGACGAACUAUAAAAGCCGCUAUCCUGUGUUGAUAUCCCUUUAGAGUGGAAUUUAAUAGCAAAGAUGCCGCCUGGAGUCAAAACGUUAUGGUAUAGUACACAUCGGGAGAGCGUAACGGAGGAGAGCAAAGAAGAAGUACAAAUAACGGCCUACAGGAGACUGUCUGGAGAAGGCAAACCUUGGGAGAAGAUGUCUGGUCCACUUGACGUGAAAUUCACGGAACCGUCAAAGCCGCCAGCUGAGGAAUCGCCACCUCCUGUGCCUUUCUUCAAACUGUUCCGCUUCUCGACGGUGUGGGAGCGCCUGCUGCUGUUGCUGGGCCUGGUGGCGGCGCUAGGCACGGGCGUGAGCCAGCCCCUCUCGAUGCUGCUGUUCGGCGACCUGACGGGCGUCAUGGUGGACUACGGCUCGGCGGUGAUCAACGCGUCGCUGGCCGGCCAGCCCGUUCCGGAGGCGGCCAGGACGGCCUUCAUGGACGGCGUGCGCAGCUUCUCAGUCUACAACGCCAUCCUGGGCGCCGCCGCUUUCGUCCUCACUUACGUCUGCAUCUUCACAUUCAAUUACGUCGCGCACAGGCAGAUCUACCGCAUCCGCGACAGAUACCUCAAGUCCGCUCUUCGGCAGGACAUUGGCUGGUACGACUUGCACCAGACUGGGGACUUCGCCAGCCGCAUGUCAGAAGACUUGACGAAGAUGGAAGACGGCAUCGGAGAGAAGGUGGUGAUGUUCGCGACGUACCUGGUGACGUUCCUGGGCGGCCUGGUGCUGGCGCUGGUGCGCGGCUGGGAGCUGGCGCUCAUCUGCCUCAUCUCGUUCCCCAUCAUCAUGGCGUCGCUCUCCGUCAUCGAGGUCUUCUCGUCGCGGCUCGCCAAGAAGGAGCUGGCCGAGUACGGCAAGGCGGGCGCCAUCGCGGAGGAGGUUCUCAGCGCCAUCCGCACCGUCAUCGCCUUCGGCGGGCAGGACAAGGAGUCCGAGAGAUACAACACGAAGUUGCUUGGAGCAAUAAAAAUGAGCGUUAAGAAGAACGUCAUCAUGGGUCUCGGAAACUCGGUGCUUUGGCUCUGCACCUUUGGCAGCUAUGGUCUGGCCUUCUGGUACGGCGUGAACCUCAUACUAAGGGACAGGGAGUAUCCCGAAAAUGAGAGAAUAUACGACGCCUCAACAAUGAUCACCGUGUUCUACUCAGUCAUGAUGGGCUCCUGGAUGUUCGGUAUGUCGUCGCCCUUCAUUGAGGCCUUCUCGAUGGCUAGGGGAGCCGCUGCCAAAGUCUUCGCCGUCAUUGACCGCAAGUCGCCCAUCGACAGCUUGUCUGAAGAGGGCGAGCGCCCGUCUGACGUCAACGGCGAUGUGAGUUUCCAAGACGUCCACUUCGAGUACCCUUCACGGAAGGGCGUCAGGAUCCUGCAAGGCCUGAACCUCAAGAUCAAAGCCGGAGAGACGGUGGCGCUAGUGGGCAGCUCCGGCUGUGGCAAGUCCACGUGUAUCCAGCUGAUACAGCGCUUCUAUGACCCUCUGCAAGGAAAAGUGCAACUGGACGGGCGCGAUCUGAAGACGCUGAACGUGGGCUGGCUGCGCUCGCAGAUCGGCGUGGUGGGCCAGGAGCCGGUGCUCUUCCAGACCACCAUAGCGGAGAACAUCCGCUACGGGUGGGACACCUGCACCAUGGAGGACAUCGAGGAGGCUGCCAAGAUGGCCAACGCCCACGAUUUCAUCUCCAAGUUGCCGCAGGGCUACGACACGAUGGUGGGUGAGCGCGGAGCUCAGCUGUCGGGCGGCCAGAAGCAGCGCAUCGCCAUCGCCAGGGCGCUGGUGCGCCGCCCCAAGAUCCUGCUGCUGGACGAGGCCACCUCUGCUCUGGACACCAGCAGCGAGGCCAAGGUGCAGGCCGCGCUGGACAAGGCCAGCUUGGGUCGCACAACCAUCAUCGUGGCUCAUCGGCUAUCGACGGUGCGGAACGCAGACAGGAUCGUGGUGCUGGCGGGAGGCAACGUGGUCGAGCAGGGCAGCCACGACCAGCUGAUGACGCUGCAGGGACACUACCACACGCUCGUCACGGCUCAGCUGUCCGCAGACCUCAUGGCCCCGGAACAGAAGGAGGGCGGCCCGCCGGCCCUGGAGCGGCUGCUGAGCGUGCGCAGCGACCAGUCCUCCGUGUCGGGCGCCCAGGAGGCGGACGGCGGCGCCGUGGUGGAGGCUGCAGCGGCCCGGGAGGAGCCGGUGCCCGAGGUGGGGCUGCUGGGCGUGCUGCGCCUCAACGCCCCCGAGUGGCCGCUCAUCGCCCUCGGCACGCUGGGCGCGCUCGUCGUCGGCUUCGCCUUCCCCGCUUUCGCUAUCGUUUUCGGAGAUGUCAUCGGGGUUCUUUCGCUCCCAGAUCCGGAUGAAGUCCGCAGUCAGACCAACUGGUACAGCAUACUAUUCGUCGUCAUCGGCGUCGCUCUUGCCAUCGCCUCUUUCUUACAGAUAUACAUGUACGGUAUCGCCGGGGAGAGACUGACAUCACGCUUGCGAAAAAUGGCGUUUGCGGCGAUGCUGCGGCAGGAGGUGGCCUGGUUCGACGACAAGAACAAUAGCACUGGAGCGCUCUGCGCCCGGCUGUCCGGCGACGCCGCCAGCGUCCAGGGGGCGACCGGACAGCGCAUCGGCUCCGUAGUGCAGGCCCUCGGCACGCUCGUCGUGUCGGUGACGCUGGGCCUCGUCUACGAGUGGAGGCUGGGGCUGGUGGCCAUUGCUUUCAUGCCCAUCAUGCUGCUGGCUCAGUACUUCGACGAUCGCCUCGUGCGUAACGAGGCCAGCAGCAAGCAGAAGGCUAUGGAGAAGGCCACCAAGUUGGCGGUGGAGGCCGUGAGCAACAUCCGCACGGUGGCCGGCCUGGGUCGCGAGCGGCUGUUCCACGGCAAGUACCUGGCGGAGCUGCAGCCCGCGCUUCGACGGGCCAAGAGGAACACGCACGUGCGCGCCGCAGUCUUCAGCCUGGCACGCAGCAUCGGCACCUUCACCUACGCCGCCUGCAUGUAUUACGGAGGGGUCCUCAUCCUCUCAGACGGACUGCCCUACGAGGAUGUCUUCAAAGUUGUGGAAUCAUUAAUCCUUGGUUCUAUGAUGAUCGCCGGUGCGCUGUCAUUCGCACCGAACUUCAGGAAAGGACUCACUGGCGCGUCUAAAAUCGUGUACUUGGUGAACCGGCAGCCGAAGAUCGCAGAUCCGGACGGAGCGUCGCACGAUGGAUGGGCAGCUGCAGGCCACGUAUCGUACUCGGACGUCAAAUUCUGCUACCCGACGCGACCAGGGACGUUGGUGCUGAAGGGGCUAGACCUCGUUGUGAGGCCAGGCCAGACGGUGGCGCUGGUGGGGCCCUCUGGCUGCGGCAAAUCCACCUGCAUUCAGCUGCUCGAGAGGUUCUACGAUCCCGCCUCCGGGACAGUGGACCUUGACGGACGGGACGUAUCCAAAGUUACGAUGUCGGCUCUGAGGUCUCAGUUGGGUCUCGUACAGCAAGAACCUGUUCUCUUCGACAGAACCAUCGCUGAAAACAUUGCUUAUGGGGAUAACAGCCGGAACGUUCCCAUGGACGAAAUCAUAGAAGUGGCGAAGAAAGCGAACAUCCAUAAAUUUAUAUCAGCGUUACCACAGGGUUACGACACACGUAUGGGUGAGAAAGGAACUCAACUCAGUGGAGGCCAGAAGCAGCGCGUAGCGAUCGCAAGGGCGUUGGUUCGAAACCCACGUGUCCUGCUACUAGAUGAAGCUACUUCAGCACUGGAUACAGAGAGCGAAAAGAUCGUGCAAGAAGCUCUGGAUAAGGCAAAAGAGGGUCGAACUUGCAUUACCAUCGCACAUCGAUUGUCAACAAUUCAAGAUGCAGAUCUUAUAUGUGUCAUCAACAACGGAAAAAUAGCGGAAAUUGGAAAACAUGCCGAGCUUUUGGCAAAGCGAGGUAUCUAUCACAAGCUGCAUUGUCUCCAGUCAACGUAACAAUGUCGUGAAAGUAGCUUCUGUUGAAAUCUAGUCGAAACAACCGACACUUGCAGUAGUUUUUGUGGUAUGUGUCCUGUUUCAAAAUACUUUGUUAAACCAAGCCAACAUAAGUUCCUACGAGUAGCAUGGGACAGACAAUUACAGAAUAUUAAAUAUUCAGCAUAUAUAGUUUUAUCUCCUUGAAUGAUGAAUAAUAGAAGAAACAAAACACAUAACUUUAAAUACCUAUGUAACUGCUAUUUACUCUAUACCGUAUAUUAUGAAGAAUGUCUCCUGUCAUGGUAUUCAAAAUGAGCAAAAGUAUACAAAUAUUUUUCUGGAACAACAUUGACAAUAACAAGGGCCUGAGUAAAUGAGUGAACUUAUCAAAAGUAAAUUUAUCAAAAUAUGCUGUGAAAGAAUUCUUAGAAAGCAGGAAAUAAUUCAGAAGAACAUCAAAUAUUAGAAUGAAACUACUCACUGCAACUAAACAUGUUUAUCAGAAAACUCUAACCACUAAGGGUAAAAAAAAAAAUUGUAGAGAAAGUGGAAAUUAAAACUGUCCAAUUUAAAAAACAAACUGUCAUAGAGUCUCAGUCCAUAAAAUGUUACACUCUGAGUUCAAUAUUUGUUGCAGUACAAGCAUUACUCUUAGCAGAAAAUAUAAGUUGUUAUAUAUAGUAUACAGUGAUCUUAAUGUGCGUUUUAAUUUAUUUAUUAAAUAUAUCUGAUGUAGUUAGUUGUGUGCAUUUGAUAUUUUAUACUGUAUAUUUGUGUUUAUACCGUUAUAUAAAUUCAUUAUUAUACAUUCAUGAUUUUAUAAACACCAUUUCUAUGUAUUUUUGUAUCACAUUUUCCUGUUUUGCUCCCUGAGGUCCUUAUUUUCUACAAUUUUUUGUUACUACACAUUUAAAAAAAUUCACACUUUGUAGUGUGGCUUGUAAUCCUACAUGCCAAAAGGAAAUAUCUCCUAAUAUUUAAGUGACAUACCAACUGCUUGUGUAAAGUCGAGAAAGAAAUGCUAGUUGCAAAAUGUUUACUUAAUGUGCUAUAUAUAGUUCACUAUUUAACUAUAUUAUAUUCUUCCUCAAGCCUUCAGAUACAAAAACAAGAAGAAACAUAACUUUACAAAAAAAUUUUUUUUUAUUAGCAAUGUGAUAAAUGUUUCUGUGGACAGAUCUCUCACCAAACCAGAGAACAGUAAAUUCAAUAAAUGUAACAAGUUUCAAAUAUUACUUACAUUAUAAGGCUUUAACAGUAUUAUCCAUGAUAAUCCAUUCAAUUGUAAUUGUAUUAUUGCCUUAACAUAAGCGAAUGACAACAGAAAUACAUAACUCCAUACAGUAAAAUUUCCGGACAGAUUAAAACUGUGUGAUAGAUUGCUACAUGAAUAAGAGACCUUGCCUUUUGUGGGUAAUGCUUUUAGCAAAUAAACUACUCAGUCAUGACACAUCUUUCGUUCUGCCAACAUCUCUCUCCUGUCUUCCUAGUGUGGCACACAGUUUUAAUCUGGCAAUAAAAAUCAAAACAGAUCACACACUGCUGCAGACUGAUAGAUUUCUUCCGGUCUUCUGAGCAAUGUCGAACAUAGAAGUUAAUUGUGCAAUGGUCUACACAUUCCUCUUCUUGCAUAAUUUACUCUGCUGAAAUAUGUUGCACAAACAGUCUGUACUUCUUCUUUAGAUUUUUACAGAAAAGUUUGACUGUGCAAUGAAAAAGUAGUUUAACGCAAAUGUCCACAUUAAAAAAAAAGUACUCCUUCUUCUAGUAUGCAUGGAGCUCAUUCUGUAUUCAAAAACGUAACAUUUUGUUUAGCAUGAAACAACAGAUAAAACAGAAGUUAAUAACAUAAGAGGAUAUGCAGUGACUGUUUUCAAAGGUGCAACUGGUUUGUAACUAGACAUAACAUCUUUAUUUAUAGUUCAAUGAAAAAAUUGUAUAGAAGUAAUUCCAACAAAAAAAAUAAUAAUGUCAACAGAUUACCACUAUUUGUUAUUGGUUGUUAGUGAACGGUCCAGAAAUAACCUACAAUGGCAUCUUCAUGAAGGCUCUCAUUCGUUAUGGAUUUUAUGAAACAAUCUGAUAAUGAAGAAAGGAUGAAUCAGUUCACUAUAACAAUGAAAUCUCAAAUUAGUCCUAUACACCAGUGAGUCCAUGAUAUUAUGAAAAAUAUAUUUAUUUUAUGAAAUAAGGGUAGUGUAGUGUAUUAAUGUCAGCAUACUUGAGUGCAAUCCAGUAUGACACAAACA